AUUAGGGCAGAUUUCGGGACCCCGUCCGUCGGUUGGGGAAUAAGUAACGAACGACACAGAGUAAGGAACAUUUUGCUUAGAGAGCAACAUCUCUCUUUUGUGUAGACAGAAUGGCAAGCAGAAACGAGCUGUCACUUGAGCCCCGUACCAGACCUCAUGUUAUGACCAUCGCUGGCAGCGACUCUGGCGGCGGUGCUGGUAUUCAGGCCGACCUCAAAACUAUCGAGGCCUUUGGGUGCUACGGCUCGUCCGUAUUGACUGGCCUUACUGCGCAGAACACUCUUGGUGUCCAGGCAGUCCAUGUCGUACCGACCGACUUUGUCAUCCAGCAACUCCAAUCUGUCAUUUCAGAUGAACUCCCCAAAGCCAUCAAGCUCGGAAUGCUCACUUGCGCUUCUACCAUUCGCGCCCUCGCCCGGGAAGUUUCCAAGCUCAACACAACAAUCGUCCUCGACCCUGUCAUGAUCUCUACCAGCGGUCACACCCUAUUACCGGACGAUGCUAUGGAGGCGCUUUACGAGCUUUAUCCCCACGUUGACUAUCUUACACCCAAUAUUCCCGAAGCUAAAAACCUUUCUGGAUGGAGUCAUGAGAUUAAGAACUUGGACGAUAUGAUUGAGCUCGCAAAGAAGACCAACGAGACGACGAAAUCCCCUUCUGUGCUUUUAAAAGGUGGACAUGCAAUUGUUUCUCGUGAAGAGGUGCUCAAGUAUGCCGGAAAGUACGAACUUAUCUGGGAGGAGGGCGAUGAUGAGGAUGACGCUGUGGAAGUGUACAAUGAAUACAAGGAAUCACUCGAUAUAAAUAUCAAAACUCAGAAAGACCUUGUUGUUGACUUGUUAAUAAAGGAAGGCGAGAUCAUAGCGAUGUUUGUGGGGAAAAAAGUGGACAGCCAGAGUACUCAUGGUACCGGAUGUACCCUCAGUGCGGCUAUCGCUUGUUCUAUUGCCGUCUCAAGCGAGGUAGCGGACGCGAAAUCCUUGAUAUCCGUCUUCAAAAGGGCGAUCGGUUAUACCCAAUCUGCCAUCGCUACCGCUUUCCCAUUUGGUCAUGGCCAUGGCCCUCUUAACCACGGUCAUCUCAGUAUGCGCCGAGCUCUCCCUUUUCCAUCAAAACACAACCCUCACCCCUUUCUCACACAUCUCAUUCAGUCUGAUCUUUCCUUAUGGAAAUCCUACGUCCGACAUCCAUUUGUCGUCCAACUCGGUAAGGGUACCCUUCCCAGAAAGUGCUUUGAGCAUUACAUCAAGCAGGAUUAUCACUACCUGAAACAUUACGCCCGUGCUCACGCUCUUGGUGCUUACAAAGCCGACAGCUUUGAAGAUAUCAAAGCGUUCACCGAAAUAUCCCUGCACAUUGCCCGAGAAUCCACCAUGCACGUCGCCUACUGCCAAGAAUUCGGCGUCUCACUCGCCGACCUCGAAGAAACUCCCGAAUCAGCAAACUGCUCUGCUUACGCACGGUACGUCAUCGAUAUCGGAACUCAGGGAGAUAUCCUUGACCUCUACAUGGCUGUGGCGUCGUGUUUGGUUGGCUAUGGUGAAGUAGGGUUGUGGUUGAAAAAGCAGGUGGAAAGGGGGGAAGCAAAGGUGGAGGAUAAUCUGUAUGGAAGGUGGAUGACGGAUUAUGGGGGGAGAGACUUUUUGAAUGCAGUGAAUAGAGGUAUUGGAAACCUGGAACGACGUGUAGCUCAAGAUCCACCAUCUCCGCAGAGACUCGCGAAGCUCACUAAAAUUUGGCAGGAGUGUGUCAGACUCGAGUCUGGGUUCUGGGAUAUGGGCUUGAAUCUACUAUAGAAUUUUUACAUUGUGUCAAUAAAAAGGAUGUCAUGUCAGCGUGCAAUUGUUAUUUUACCAUCUUGACGAGGAAGGAUAUUGUGAUUGCGAGCAACGGCUGAGUGUGUGGGAUAAUAGCCGCUACUUAUUUCUGGCUUAUGGUGUAGUAAGAGUAAAGCCGGGACGUGGAAUGACUAUUGGUGAUCUGCCUCGCGGUUUGCUCACUGUCGUUUGAUCUACUCUUGGUCACAAAUCGGUUUAUCUCCUUUCUUUCUUUCAAUCGGGAUCUGGGGAUAAAAAAUGGAUGAAGGAUUUACCGCGCCUCUUGCUCUCAACUACAUUGUGAUGCGAGUCGUUCAAAACAUCAUAUCGUCAAACGGGUAAAAUGCUAUCCAACCAUUACAUUGUAUAUCGCUCCACGCCUCGAUACGAUCAGUGCGUUUGUGCCUCUGUCCGCCAUCUCAUACAUUUCCCCCCUCUUACGCCUCAAUCUGAGUUUCUCUCUUCUUCAAAACCAGCUUCUCCCCUUUCACCCUCUGCCACACAUCCGACACGUCCUCUACCACCGUCUCAAAGUGCGAGGUGGCAUCGUAAGAUUUGGUGAUGAAGACGUUGUCUGUCGUACCAUCGGCGGUGGGGGCGUAAAGGGGCGUAAUGGAGAUGAACCUGUGGGAAAGGGGGAGGUGAUUUAGCUUGGGCAGGAUAAAAGAUAAAUGGAGAAUGGGAGACUUACUUGUCCACUACGUUACCGAGGAGUUGAAGACCGGGCAAGAUCUCACGCUCAGGAACACUAGUCUCGACAAUAGUCGAGACGAUUGCGAUCCAAACAUUGGGAGCGGCGACAUUGUGCGCAGAGGAAACAGCGGCGAUGUAGAUGUCUGAUCACAGCAAAGUCAUUUUAGUUUAGACACAUAAAGAGACAUGAUGGGACUUACCAUUCUUCCUGCCAACCUGCUUUUGAGGGAUAAUAAUUUGAGCAGAGUCCGCAUUGUCCGUCCCGGGAAUGGGGUGCUUCAUGAUACAGAUUGCUCUAAUUACUUUGCCAGUCUCGAUGACCCUCAUCUUCCCUCCUUCAGGCUCGUCUUUCCCAGCUCCAAAGUAGCUAGGGUCUCCAAUCACCUUCUUAGCUCUAACAGUCUCU
Cryptococcus deneoformans JEC21 is the source of this 2916-nucleotide messenger RNA. Its product is annotated as phosphomethylpyrimidine kinase, putative. The coding region runs from base 111 to 1796 and encodes 561 amino acids. Gene Ontology annotation, molecular function: thiaminase activity; hydroxymethylpyrimidine kinase activity; phosphomethylpyrimidine kinase activity. The transcript has 8 exons. The record is from RefSeq and is a predicted model, not a curated record. Gene Ontology annotation, cellular component: cytosol. Gene Ontology annotation, biological process: thiamine biosynthetic process. NCBI's taxonomy places the organism in Eukaryota, Fungi, Basidiomycota, Tremellomycetes, Tremellales, Cryptococcaceae.